UCUUCUUUUUAUUGUCCCUAUUUGAUGAUUAAAAUAUUUUAAAAAUGAAUUCAAAAAAAAAUUAUUUUUUUGUCUCCCUUCUUUCUCUCUCGCAUUAACUUGUUUAGAAAAAAAUUAAAUUAAAUUCUAUAUAUUGUCUAUUAAAAAAAAUUUUUUUGAGGAAUAAAAGUAAAAACUUGGUCUAUAUUUUCUCUUGCUUCAAGCACACAAGUGUUUUGAUCACUUUUAAAUUUUUUUUCUAAUUAAAAAAAAUUUUUUUUAAAGGUUAGAAAUUUAUCUUUUAAUGAAAUCAAACAGGUUUAUAAUUUCAAGUUUAUUUUUGUUCGGAUUAUGUUUACUUCUCAGCUUUUCAUUUUUGUUAAUUUUUACUGGAGCUUCUACAUAUUCUUGUAAAUCGCCUACUGGUGCUGAUGUUGACUGGUUCGUGGCCUUCAAAUUACCCAAUUCAAUUUCUAAUGGAACGUCCUUUCUUUAUGCCGAUUCUAAAAAUGGUCAAGAUUGGACAUUAUCUAAAGCUAAUAUUGAAGAUGAAACUUCAGCAAUUGGUCGAAUAAUACUCCAAAUAUUUGAGGCUAAAAAGGCAAAGACUGAUUUGAUUGCUUUAUAUAAUGAUGAAAAUCCAAAUGAUGGAAAACCUGAUUCUGGACGAGCACAUAUGAAGGUUUACAUAAAUUAAUUAAAAGGAAAUGUGUCGUUUAUGUAGAAUCUGUCGAUGAGGAUCAUCCUGAAGUGUUCAUUUUAAGGGACCAUCAAGAAAAGAUAUGUUUAGAGGUAAAAUAUUCUGAUAAAAUAUUUCAUCCUGAAGUGUUCAUUUUAAGUGACCAUCAAGCAAAGAUAUGUUUAGAGGUAGA
This is a messenger RNA of Meloidogyne enterolobii, 851 nucleotides long. The record is from the annotation of a GenBank genome assembly. NCBI's taxonomy places the organism in Eukaryota, Metazoa, Nematoda, Chromadorea, Rhabditida, Meloidogynidae.